GGCACCCCGGUGUCGCUGACCGGCCAGAGGUUCACCGUCCAGAUCCCGUCUUCGCAGGCGGCCGUCAAGUCGGGCACACCGACUACUCCCACGGUUCAGAACGUGCUCAUUAAUCCUUCGUUAAUCGGGCCGAAGAACAUCCUGAUCACCACAAACAUGGUGUCGUCGCAGAACGCCUCGAACGACUCCAACCCCCUGAAGAGGAAGCACGAAGACGACGACGACUACGACAACUUGUGA
Molecule: messenger RNA, 240 nt
Organism: Opisthocomus hoazin
Lineage: Eukaryota; Metazoa; Chordata; Aves; Opisthocomiformes; Opisthocomidae
Source: RefSeq, a predicted model, not a curated record